UUAUCAUUUUGAAGCAGCCAGAUGGAGAGAAAGACGGGAGCUAUGUGUCAGGCAGGAAGCUGAGUGUGGUCAGCUGAGCGGAACAGUAGAGGGGAAGCUGUUUUUUUCUUUUUUAAAUAUAAACUGAAUAUGUUCUGCGUAGUCCCCCUGACUAAAGUGGAACCGGCUACCGGAGGACAAAAUCGAGAGUUAAGAGAGUCAGUCGAGCGGAAUCGAGGCAGACACCGACAUCCACCAUUCCAACCGUCAGUUCUGUGAGAGGAGGGGCCAUCGCGGUUCAGGCGUGAGAUCUGUCAUGCUGCCAGUGUGAAGUCUCCAGGGAUUGUACAGGCCGCUGUGAUGGCAGUUCUGACAGGUGUGAAGCCUGGGACUGGACACGAGACAGGUGAAGGGAGGCUGUCCUGGCCCAUUUUCCUCCUGACACUCGCUGCUGUCACCUCGUCCUCUCUCUCAGCUUUGUCCCUGUACCAGCUGAUAGCUCUCAGGGCCGAGGUGGAGGGACUCAGGGCCGAGGUCGGUCGCAGGAGAGAGGAGGGUCAAGAGGUCAAUCCUGUAGGCCAGGACUAUGUUGUGUCUCCGCAGAGUGAGAACAUCAGCAGCACUAGAAGCGGCCAAGAGACGAUACACCAGCAACCUGCUUUCACCCUCAUCAGGAGGAAGAGGCUGGCAAACGCAGCAGAGACAUCAGUUACUCAGCCUUGUCUACAGCUGCUGGCAAACAACAGCAGGAAAACCUUCAGGAAAGAAUUUGACUUGGAGCCGCACACAGGUAUCCCGUGGCAGGCUGGACUGAGGAGGGGCUCGGCCCUGGAGACAGACGGUGACAGCAUCUUGGUCAGAGAGGAGGGCUUCUUCUUCGUGUACAGUCAGGUCUAUUACAUGGACAGCACCUUUGCAAUGGGUCACGUGGUGAUCCGGAGGAAGAGGAACGUGGUGGGAGAUGAGCCUCAGUAUGUGAUCCUGUUCCGCUGCAUCCAGACCAUGAACCCUGUCUACCCUUACAACACCUGCUACACAGGGGGUAUUGUGAAGCUGGAGGUCGGUGACCACUUGGAGCUUCUGAUCCCACGUUCCACAGCCAGCGUGUCCCUGGACGGAGACGCCACCUUCCUGGGUGCUGUCAAACUGGCCUGAAUGGUGUCACCUCACCUUGGACCCGGGGGGACGCUGCUGUCACUGGAAAAGAGGUUUCAUACUGGGAAGCUUGACUUUGGAUGUUUGAGGGAAGAAGACAUCUCUGCACUGAAUGAAUGAUGUUUCAUACAAUUUACACGUAUAUGUACCUUAUGCUAUAGCUCUAUUGUAUUAUUUUCUAUCGCACAUCAGGACAAUAUGUUCUAAAAAUAAAACUGCCAGAAUCAGCACAUUUUUUCUCCAAAUAUUCACAAAUACAUGUUAUGACUUUUAGGUUGUGAAACUUCAUUCUUAUACUGUUAAAUUCUUUGAUAAUAAACUUUCCAUCACUGUA
Molecule: messenger RNA, 1468 nt
Organism: Limanda limanda (common dab)
Lineage: Eukaryota; Metazoa; Chordata; Actinopteri; Pleuronectiformes; Pleuronectidae
Gene: tnfsf13b
Product: TNF superfamily member 13b
Exons: 6
Coding region: 340-1134 (264 amino acids)
Biological process (GO): immune response
Cellular component (GO): membrane
Molecular function (GO): receptor ligand activity; tumor necrosis factor receptor binding
Source: RefSeq, a predicted model, not a curated record